AUUAACGCCACACAAAGAAACACAUGGGUUUGUAUUUGCCAGCGUCCUGCUUCUUGAUAUUUUCAUACUCGGCCGAUUAAUAGCUCUUUACUAAUUUGUGACUAAAUGGAGUAGAGGAAUUCAUGUAAUUGAUCUGACAAGUUAUGGAUUUGUCGUAUGCAGUAAAUAGGCGACGGGGGCGAGAUGCGAGUUGCUUCGUCGCAGCGCAGCAGGAUUUAUUUCGUGCCUGGACGAGGAAGAAAAAAGCACCGAAAAGCACUGAAAACCAGGAUCACCAUUUCCACGCGCAGUAAUAAAUCUCCACCAUCUUAGAAUUUAUUCUGUCGCUGACGAAAAUUGCAUACAGAUUUGGUAUUAUUUGAUAGUGUUUAAUUUUUGCGACAUAUUUAAGUUAAUGACAAGUAAACUUGGAGAAUUAUAAAGUAUGGAUGGAACGGCAAGUUCUUCCAUUAAGACCUCGAAUAAACCUCACGUCCCCAGCACCGUCUUUUUUGACUAUUGUCUUGUAUGCUACAAAAUUUGUUACCUGCCGGAAAAGAUAUCGCUAGAUGAAGAAGACCGUGUUACAGAAGUUCGUGAGUUGUUCUACACACUUUACGACAUCCCAGUGUCACCCCAUAGUCUGAAAAGUCUGAAAGGAGAGAUUCCUCUUUGUCCAGGAUGUCUUUUGAAACUUGGACGAAUUCGCGAACUCCGCGACCUUCUCACACGAAUUCAGCUUGAUUUCAAUCAGUUGAGACAAGGAAUCGCAUUUGAUAUUGUUGAUCUUGUGGCACGAUGUGAGAAGGGGAUCGCUUCUGCAGGAAUGAAUUACGGUUGGCGAGAUAUACCAGAAGAGAGUGUACGAGAAUGUCUCAUCAAGGCAGAAGUUGAUACUCUACAACAAAUAAUUUUUGAUGAUUGGCAUGAGAAACAUCUGUGUGAGCCAAAAGGGAACGGGAAGCAGGACGCCGAAUUAUUAAAAUCUCCUGUGACUCCCGUUUCCAAAUCUUCAAAACCUGUCAUAACCUCAUCAUCACUCACACCUACAUCCACACCUUUACAGAAAGUAAAUUCUCCACCAAAAUCGUCACCAGAUCCGGUAUUCCGUACUCCCCUGCCACCACCUCCAAGGAAGAAGUCGUCUACAUUUUAUAACCAAAGUUCCUCCGUCUUCAAGAAGCUUCAAAACCUUACUACCUUACAACUAAUCUCACCUCCACCAUCCCGUAUCAACAUGUCUAAAAAAUUGGCCAAUAAUCCAAACCUUUUCAACAAAAAAGUUGCAUCGUCUUCCAUACAAAAUACAACAAGCAAAGUUGGGUUUGGUGCAAAGUUUUCCAACUCACAACAGUCACAACAAUCAAUAACCUCAUCAUCGCGUAUCAGUGGGGAUAAAUUGUCUCCGUCGUCUCCUAAGACCACGGUCAUAUCUAUUACAACAACUUCGAAUGAAUCAACCAGAAAGAAGAAUGAUAACGGAAGUGGUGGGAAACAAUCUAGUAAGCUCUUUAGCACCGCUUCUGAAACCUCAAAUCUGUUCACAAAGAGGAAACUAAGCUUAGACAAUGAAACAAACAAAUCACCAAAUUUUGGAGCAAAAAGCAUCGAAAUUGUUGUCGGUGAUGAUACACCACCUCCCAAGAGAAGGAAGAGUGACCCGGAGAAUGAUGACGUUGUUAUUUCAAUGUCACCGUUGUCGACAGCUACAACCACUACUAGCUUAUUACAAAAGGAUGAUGAACAUGACCUGAGAAGUGACGACGGAAUCAGUGUCACAAAGGUGCAAGGAAGCAUAUCGAAAAUCUCCUCCUUGAAAACCCCACAAGAUGAUGGAGACGAUGACUUGGACUUUGCGGAUGCUGAACCUGACUGUCUCCUCGACGAGUAUGGUGAUAUUGGAUUGGGGGACUAUUUAGAGGGUGGUGGAGGCCAACUUGAGGAACUUGAGGCUGAUGAGAACAACGAAAAUUCAAAUGGGCAGGUCAAAGAUGAUGUUGAUGAUAAUGGCGAAAUUAUGGAUACAACAGAUGAGCAAACGACAAAGAGUAUUGUUGACUCAAGUUACGUGGAAAGUUUAAUUGCACAACUUCAAUCUGGAGAGACACCAGGAAACGGUGCAAAUAUAGAGUUUCUACAAAAUGAGGAAGGACUUUUUGUGUGCAUGUUUUGUAAAAAAACGUUUAUCCACAAGUACCCAUAUCGUGAUCAUCUCAAAACACAUACGGGAGAGGGUCCACAAUGUUCUAUAUGUUUCAAGAUAUUUCCCAAGUCUCACAAUCUCAUGUUGCAUUUGCGCACACACACAGGGGAGAAACCCUAUCAAUGCGACGUCUGCGAGAAGUCAUUUGCUGAUAAGUCCAAUUUAAAGGUACAUUAUCGCUGUCAUACUGGAGAGCGUCCUUAUCAGUGCGAAUUUUGCGAACAAAAAUUUGUCAACUCAUCCCGACUUGUGGUGCAUCGGCGCCUCCAUGUCCAUACCGCUGAAAAACCGUCCCAUCAUUGUGACGCCUGCGACAAAUCAUUCGCCACUGCUAAUCAACUCACUGUUCAUCGAAAGGUUCACGAAAUACCAGAAGUAGAUGUUGCACUAGUGGUAGAAGGAGACUAGUCGUAAGCUUCUUCAGGCAGAAGCAUAAUUUAAUCAUAAUUUUGGAUUUUACCCAAAAAGUCGUUUUGUUUACGUGGUUUAUCAUUAAGUAUUUCAUAGUUACCAGUAUUAUGAUCCAGACGCUUAGAACCAAACUACUCCAUAAUUCCAGAAUUUUAUGCUAUAAUGAUGUUGUACACAGUUUUAACCGUAGAUCAGAUUUUAAGCUGUAUUGAUAAUUUUAUAACUUAACAAAAAAAAUUAUUAAUAAACUUGUUUAAACUUAGUAAGACUAAA
Molecule: messenger RNA, 2866 nt
Organism: Folsomia candida
Lineage: Eukaryota; Metazoa; Arthropoda; Collembola; Entomobryomorpha; Isotomidae
Product: zinc finger and BTB domain-containing protein 18
Exons: 9
Coding region: 425-2590 (721 amino acids)
Biological process (GO): regulation of transcription by RNA polymerase II
Cellular component (GO): transcription regulator complex; PcG protein complex
Molecular function (GO): RNA polymerase II cis-regulatory region sequence-specific DNA binding; DNA-binding transcription factor activity, RNA polymerase II-specific
Source: RefSeq, a predicted model, not a curated record